AUGUAUAUUCUUCUCAUUCUCGCUGCCAUAACGGCAAUAAACCUCGGAAAGGCGUUUGGCACAGAAAAAAGUAUAACUGGAAAAUCAGAGUAUGCGCUUGCUGUUGACGUUCGGGUCUCUGUCCCAUCAAGCGCUUUCAGCUGCAUGAAAAAAUAUGGCUACAAAACUGUGUUUGUGAGAGGUUACGAUCCAACUGGAGAUGGUAAAUUCGACAGCAAUGCUGUUGAUAACAUUCACAAUGCAAAUAAAGCCGGUCUGGGAACCGAAGUGUUUAUGACACCACAACCUCGCUCGGAUAAAAAGGGAAGUCAGCAGCUCGUGGAAUUGUACGAAGGACUCAAGAAUGGAGACAUCAAAGUUAAAACUAUAUGGGUCCAAGUUACAUCGCCAGUGAAUUGGUUUCCCGACACCAAAAUUAACAUUGACUUCCUCAAUGACAUUUUAUCAGCUGCUGCGCAUUAUGAAGUGAAGAUUGGUUUGUACACAAACGGUUACGACUGGAGCCAGAUCACAAAUAAUGCCGCUGCCGACAAGAUCAUGCUUUGGUACUGGAAUGUUAUGGGCGGUGGACCAAACGGUGAGACACCAGCCGAUUUCGAUGAUUUCCGUCCAUUCGCAAAAUUCACGAAACCCACAGUCAAACAAUUCGCACAAGUGGAAACCGUUUGUGAGAUUAAAGUGAAUAGGGACGUGUACAUGUUGUCGCAAUCACAAUCCGUCGCUUCAGCACCUGGUGACUCAAAAGGCGAAGUGGUUGUCGGCAGCCUCGGAGACGGACUGGUCCCUAAGCUUAUGAAAAUUGUUUGA
This is a messenger RNA of Necator americanus (New World hookworm), 807 nucleotides long. RefSeq lists its product as uncharacterized. Lineage: Eukaryota; Metazoa; Nematoda; Chromadorea; Rhabditida; Ancylostomatidae. The coding region runs from base 1 to 807 and encodes 268 amino acids. Gene Ontology annotation, biological process: cell wall macromolecule catabolic process; signal transduction; peptidoglycan catabolic process. The record is from RefSeq and is a predicted model, not a curated record. The transcript has 8 exons. Gene Ontology annotation, molecular function: lysozyme activity.